Magnolia sinica is the source of this 3367-nucleotide messenger RNA. Its product is annotated as protein BLISTER. Bases 355 to 2847 code for a protein of 830 amino acids. The record is from RefSeq and is a predicted model, not a curated record. Gene Ontology annotation, biological process: regulation of growth. NCBI's taxonomy places the organism in Eukaryota, Viridiplantae, Streptophyta, Magnoliopsida, Magnoliales, Magnoliaceae. The transcript has 13 exons.
UGCAUGGCAAGAAGAGGUGCAAAGGAAGAAAAAAUGAAAAUAUAAGAAGAGAGAAACCCGUUACUGCAAUCGAGAGAUCUGCAGCAAAUUCGCUCGGCUCUCCAAAAUCCUGUAUUUUGUCCGGAAAUCCAAUUCUCCCGAGCGAUUCCUGAAAUCUCUCGCUCGCCAUUUCCAAGAUCCUGAAAGAUCCGUCCCUGCCAUUGAGGUGCUGCCCAUUUCUUCUGAUUUUCUCACUCGAUCCGGACGAUUAGGGCCGCUCGACUAGGGUUUCUGUCCUUCUGUUACGGGCAGAGGCGGAGAUCUGGGAUGCACGGAGAAAGAGACGGGAAACUGAAGGGGAUUUAGGGUUUCCGAAUGGCUUCUGCGCAGGUUCUCCCCAAUUCGGCAGCUUCGUCGUCUUCGCGCAAACAGGGUCAUCUCGAAGCUGGAAAGCGACGGCUGGAGGAAUUCCGCAAGAAGAAGGCUGAAGGGCGAACUAAAAAAGCUGCAUCCACUAGCCAAUUGCAGUCAGCUGAUGUUAGCCAAAAUGAGAAAUUGCCACAAGAAAGUGAAAAUUUGAAACUCGAGGAUUCAGAUGGAGCUACAUCUGAGAGAGAUGGUGUUGCUGCUGUCCAACCUUCUUACCCUGUCAUGAUCCAAGACAGUAAAGCAAAUAAUUCAUCCCUGAGCACCGAGCUAGAUUCUUUAAAUACGACAAACGCCAUAUCUCCAGCUUUGCCUAAUGACAACAGUGCAUUUUACAAGGAUCAAGUGGAGAGACCUGCAAGCUAUCAUGAGUCAAAAUGGCGUGAUGGUUUAGGAUUCUCAGGACAAGAGCAUGGUUAUUAUGAUCGCUCGAGGGAAGAGAAGAAUGAUGAACUUCGUAUUUCCUCAGGGAAAGAAAGAGAACUCACACAUGGGGUUGCAACAGAUCAUCCCAUUGCUCCUGAUACUGUUCAUAGAUACCCAAACUAUGAUGGAAACAUUCAUCAAUUUAGUUUCCAUUCAUUGCAUGAAGCUCAGUCAGAAGAAAAUGGGCAUUCGUCAAAGGAAUAUCCUGCUAAAGAUCCAGGCACAUCUAUUGCGUCAUCGACAAGCAACUUGCCGGAGAAGUUAGCUAGUGUUCCUAUGCCGACCAAGGUGGGGUAUGCUUGGACAUCAACUGCUUACAAUGCAGCUGCCUCAUAUGACGAUUCCAUGAGUUCGACGACCAACUUAAUAAAGUCUUAUCAGAGAUUUGAGCAAUAUAAGGAUGGUAAGAUGGAUUUCAACAAUGCUGGGGUAUUCGAAAUGGGAGGAAAUAAACUUGGUGGUGCCAUUGAUCGACCCCUUAAUGGAGACAGUGCUCCUUGGCGGACAUCAGAAUCUUUCUCAUCUGGUUCCAGUUUGAAUUUCAGUAGCUCCUCAAAUCAAACUCUGCUACGUUCACCCAUGUCUGAAACUAGCAAUUGGAGAUCUCGUCCAUCAUUCCUGGAUUCUCUUAAUCUUCCCAGAGGUUAUUCUGUGUCUCAACUGCCAUCUACUGAGUCAGAGAAAAGUGAACCAUUCUUCCGCUCAAGUUCAAAAGUCAUCAGUGCAGAGAUUAUUGCUUCGUCUGCGUCUCAGGAGCCAUCUACAGAGACUGACACCAUGGAAACUCCUGGGAAAACUCUAGAUUCUUCAAGUGCCGACAAGCUUUCCACUAAUUCUUUUGCUCCUGUAAGUUAUGAAAGAGGAAUGCCAAAGCAGGGUGUCAAGGAUGGUAGCAGUAUAGAGGGGCAUGAUUUUUCUUCAGUCCAAAACAAUGGAGAUUUUGCAGCUUUAGAACAGCAUAUUGAAGAUUUGACCCAAGAGAAGUUUGCACUGCAGCGUGCUCUUGAGGCAUCACGAGCUCUAGCAGAGUCCUUGGCUGUUGAAAAUUCAUCUCUAACUGAUAGCUUCAAUCAACAGGGAGCGGCUGUCAACCAGCUAAAAUCUGACAUGGAAAGGUUGCAGGAGGAAAUUAGAGAUCAGUUGAUGGCACUUGAGGCUUUGAAAAUGGAGUAUGCAAAUGCACAACUAGAAUGUAGUGCAGCUGAUGAACGGGCAAAAAUGUUAACUUCUGAGGUCAUUGGCUUAGAAGAAAAGGCACUCAGAUUGAGGUCAAAUGAGCUAAAGUUGGAGAGGGACUUGGAGAAAGCAAAUGCUGAAAUGACUUCAUACAAACGGAAAGUGUCUAGCCUUGAGAAAGAGCGUCAGGAUUUGCAGUCCACAAUUGAUGCCCUGAAAGAAGAGAAAAAGCUAUUGCAGUCUAAGCUACGGAAAGCAUCUACCAGUGGAAAAGUUAUUGAGGCUGGCAAGUCCCCAACUAUCACGAGAGAUGAAUCAACUUCUACAGAAGACUUAGAUGAUACUGUUUCAGACAGGGUGCUUGAUACUGUCAACAAUGAUGCUCAAACAAUUGGGUCUUCUGUUCCGUCAAGUAAUUUACCCAGUUUCCUCUUGCCACAAGAACACAGACAAUUUGGUCUCUCAGAUGCAUCUGAUGCAAUCCCACAUGACCAUCUUAGAAUGAUUAGCAACAUUAAUUCUUUGAUUUCUGAGUUAGCAUUGGAGAAGGAAGAGUUGAUGCGGGCCUUGUCAGUUGAGUCAUCUAAUAGUACCAAGCUGAAGGACUUGAACAAGGAGUUAUCCCAAAAACUGGAAGUUCAGACCCAGAGAUUAGAGCUUUUGACCGCUCAACGUAUGGCCCAUGACAAUGCCCUAACUAGACCAACAGAAUCCACCAGCAUGCCUGACAGUGCAGUGUAUGCAGAUGAAGGGGAUGAGGUGGUGGAGAGGGUCUUGGGUUGGAUUAUGAAACUCUUCCCUGGAGGACCAUCGAAGCGCCGCACUAGCAAGCUUCUGUAAUGGCAAGACAGCAGGGAAGGGCAAAACUGCUCAAUUUCUUUUGUGGUGAAUUAUGGGUCACCACCUGUACAUUAUGAGGCAUCGAAUCUAGUCCAUUCAUUGCUACAGAGGAAAAUCAAGCGUUUCUUACAUAUGCUAAUGUCCUUCAUCAUUCCUUUUCAACAAAUAAUGAAAGACAGCCCCUCGGGACUCUCCAUGACCAAAGCACCGGACUGAUACCAGGAUGUUGCUGGUCCGUGGAAUUUUUCUUUGCAUGUCUGUUGCAGCGACAGUGGAGAUUCGGUGGUACAAAAUCAACCAAUAGAAGAUUGUUAUUUCCAUUGCCUUUUGUUGUAUUUUUUUUUUCCCUUCCUUUUCACAUAUUUUAUUGCUCUCUUGUUUUUGGAGGUUGCGGCAUCGGUCAAGGCUUGAGAAUGGAAGUGUAAAAGACACUGAGGUCGUUCCAUUGAGUAUGCGUUGUUGUAAAAUGACAUUUGUGGAAACUCUAUAUAAAACUGAUUAUGAAUGAAUGUUGAUUCAA